UCCGUACUCACCGUAUAAAAGCCGGCCUAGGGCAUUGCCAACUGAGUCAGUCCCGCCGUGGAAGCAGUCGAGCACGGACUCGAAGGGAUCGGUAUUUAGCUGGCUAAGAUGCGUACCACAGUGUUUCUUCUACUCGGCCUUUUGGCCAUCAAUUACAAGGUCGCCGCCCAUGUGGUGUCCUUGCCGCUUCUCCCUUCUGCGGGCACCUAUCUGCUGUCUCCGCCAGGACCCGUAGUCCUGUUGGUCCAGCCACCACCUCCUCCACCGCCAGGGGAUGAUGGCUCCUACAAGCCGCCUUCGAGCGCCGAAGAUGGCUUGUGGAAGCCACAGCCAGGACUGGAGGGUGAGUACUCGGAGCCGGAACUAAGCCAAAGUGGCAAUGGAAGCGUCGGCGCCGAUGGCUCAGUUAGUUCCGAUGGCUCCGGAUCCGUUGACGCCCAAGAUGCCCCAGCUCCUGCUGCGGCUGGAGGAGCAGGAGAGGCUGGAAAGGCAGGACAGGCUGGUGGUGUUCUCGGCGGCGCGGGAGGAGCAGGUGGAGCUGGGGGUGGUGGCAGUGCCGGCGGCGGAGGCGGUGGAGGAGGCGGCGGUGGCGGUGGAACUGCCACAUCCGGCCAGAGCGGCGACACCGGCAAGCCGGGGGCACCGAGUCCGGCGGGACCCCAGCCGGAUGGUGAGGAUGGCGCCGAUGGGGCCGAUGGGCAAGAUGGUCCGGAUGGCUCGAAGGGCGGAAAGGGCGGCAAGGGUGGCAAGGGGGCACGCAAUGGAGCCGGAGGCGGAGGUGGAGCCGGCGGAGCUGCUCCGCAGCCACCACCGCCGGCAGCAGUCCUCCCGUCCAGCGUUCCCGCUCCCGUCUGGGCCGAUCCAGAGUUGAAUGUGGUUCAGGCUCAGUAGACGUCCGACGCGACCUUUGUGCCAUCUGCUUUAACCCCUCUUAAUAGCCGAUUAAGUUAUCCGUAGUCUUAAAGCUAGUCAAUGUUUUGGAGCUCACAUUUACCCUAAGCUAAGGCAAGCGAAUAAUAAAAUUCGAUUAAAAAGA
Molecule: messenger RNA, 1036 nt
Organism: Drosophila rhopaloa
Lineage: Eukaryota; Metazoa; Arthropoda; Insecta; Diptera; Drosophilidae
Product: collagen alpha-1(I) chain
Exons: 3
Coding region: 109-891 (260 amino acids)
Source: RefSeq, a predicted model, not a curated record